AUGAUGCUGGAUGUGGGGUCAACAUUAUUCGAAGAAAUCUAUGGAAUUCGUCUUUUCAAUCCAAUAUCUAGAAAAAGCAAGACGCUUCCUCCCUUGCGCCGGUGCAGGUCUUCAAUCAGAAAAGUUGUGCUUUCCUCGGACCCCUCUCGCAACAACAACUUUGUCGUGGUAUUUCAUGAUACCAUGUCUCGACCGAGGCCAAGAAGGCUAACAUCCUAUCAGCACGGUAGAGGCGGAGAAAACGAUGUUGCGGGGGCAUGGACUGACUUAGAGGAUUCGCAUGAUCAUUAUGGUGGCUAUUUUGAUAUCGUACUCCACAACAAUGGCCAUUAUUUAUUUGCACUGUCCUUGGACCACUCAAUUCAAGUUUGGGACUUUGGGGACACCUUUAAUAACCAUCCCACCAAGAUCAUGAGAUUUCAACCUUCCAUUGUUCUUAGCUGCAUGACGAGUGGUAAAAAAGGGUUGCUGGAGUUAAUGGGUGAGCUUUUGCUUGUGGUGCGGGAAUUCUUGGGGCACAAUUGCAGAGGAGCGGAGGACUUUUAUGUCUACAAGUUAAACAUAUUGCUGCCAAAACGUGGGAGAAGGUGGAAUCUUUGCGUGAUUGUGCUUUAUUUUUGGACAGAAAUGGAUCGGCAAUGUCGUUAUCCACGGGAAAAUUGCCAGGGUUAG
Prunus armeniaca (apricot) is the source of this 672-nucleotide messenger RNA. The record is from the annotation of a GenBank genome assembly. Lineage: Eukaryota; Viridiplantae; Streptophyta; Magnoliopsida; Rosales; Rosaceae.